AUGUGGGAAGGCAAUGUAUCCACUCCUACAACACUAAGCACUACAGCGUCGACAGCAGUCGCCAGCUUCGUAGCUGCUGUCAUCACAUAUCCUGUGGAAAGUCAAAGACUAAAAUGGGCAGAAGAAAUCCUCCAUUACUGGAAUCAUGAAGAAGAGAGCACAGUACACGUCAACAGAAACCUACGAUUGUUCACUCCACUAGUGAGGCUCUCUUUCUACGAGAUGGCUAGAGGCUUUGUAUCUUCUAGUCUUACCACAACGACACCUUCCACUGAAAUUGCCAAGGUGUACUCGUCAGAUAUUGAACGCCAAGUCUUAGCUGGCUUUAUUGCUGGAGUUUCCCAGACUCUGCUUUUCACACCGUUCGAGCUUUGGAGAACCAACCAAGUUAUGCUACAAGAAGAGGAAUAUUCUAGCAAAUGGAAGAAUAGGUUGUAUUCUCAAGUUCUGGGAGGAGGAGGCUCCAUUGAUCCUAAGGAACGAAGAGCACGGGCUAUCGGGGCGCUGAGUGUAAAAACUGGUCGCGAAGUUAUCUUCAACGUCACCUUUUUUCCUUUGUUCCACAUGCUACGCCAACACUUUCGCGGUACAUCACCAUGUGGUUUCUUCGGAAAGGAGGAUUUAUUUAGUUUGACGGCAAGUGGAAUUAUUGCAGGAUCAAUGUGCUCUGCAUUAUGCACUCCAAUGGAUAUUUGGAUAGCUCAUAUGAUGAAUAGCAGAGAACGUUGGAGUUUGUGGAGUGGAAAGACAACAUCUGCAGUUCCAUUAAGAAUACUCUCAAGAGGCUUGGUCUUGCAAGCUUGUUGUUUUGGACCAGCUUUUGGUGCAGUUGCCGUAGUUUACGAGUUGACCUGA
This is a messenger RNA of Cylindrotheca closterium, 855 nucleotides long. The record is from the annotation of a GenBank genome assembly. Lineage: Eukaryota; Bacillariophyta; Bacillariophyceae; Bacillariales; Bacillariaceae.